AUGAGUCUUACUGGCCUAAGUCCAGGCUUCGCUUACAACUUUCGAGUUCAAACGGCUGUAGGUAACACUACUGUUGUAAUAGGCACUGCGGCAGCAAAUACAGGACCGCUGAUACCUAGACCUGCACCCCGGGAUGUCUACUUUCAGUCCCAUGAGUUAGACUACUUCACAGUGUCCUGGACACCCGAGGACAUCACCGACGUGACAGGUUAUCUGGUAGCCUAUGAAGCUGGUAGUGCUGGCUUCCAGGAGACAAUCAAUGAUCCUACGGCCACCACGAUAACCCUACAGGAUGACACCCUUGGCGGCAACCCACCCAAUGGGGUACUAAUCGUUCCUUUCGUAUCAGGAAUGGUCAAUACGCAAUAUAUUGUACAAGGAAACGAGGCUCCCCUGCAUGUGCUGCCCCUUGAAGCUCCAAGAAGCGCUACGGUUCAGAGAACGUCAGCGACCAGCUAUGAGCUCAGAUGGGUUAGUGCACCUGGUGUAGAUGGUUACGUGAUAUCUUAUGCAACAACGUUAACGAGAGACAACACCUCUAGUCGAGAAGUGCCUUUAGGCAGGACGUCCGAGCAAAUCACAGGGUUACCACCGAACACAGACUUCACGUUCUAUCUGUACAGUCAGAAAAACGGUCUUAGAAAACGUGCAGUUUUAACAAUGGUUUCUCAAGGUUCGCCUGACACUACUCCGCCAACUGUGCUCUGUCCGUCUGAUAUCAUCCGAACGAUUCCACUGGGAAGUACAUUUGCAAUGGUAUCAGUGCCAAUCCCUACUGUUACCGAUGACUCCGGAAUCUUCUUCUUCGUUAGUUCAACCGUACCAACUACAAAUCAGUUCCCUCUUGGAAAUACACCGGUCACAUUUACCUACCGUGAUCUCGCCUUCAAUCAAGCUUCAUGCACAUUGUCAAUCUUCGUGUCAAUAACGUCAGUGGAUACGAUACCCCCAGUCGUCAGCUGUCCGCUGGACAUCACCGUGACAGUUCAACUUGGAUCAACGCAAUCUGAGGUGAUUAAUGUGGGAGAGCCCAACGUUAGUGACAACUCUGGAGUUGUUGUACUGGUCAGCUCAACCUUGCCUGCCGAAAGUAGAUUUCCGAUUGGAACGACUGCCGUGAAUUUCACCUACAGAGAUCCAGCAAACAACCAGGCAUCCUGUUCUUUUUUGGUCAAUGUGGUAGAAGUUGAUACUAUACCGCCCGUCGUUAUAUGUCCAGGGACGUUUGUUGCAACAAUCCCUGCAGGAGCAACCAGCGGGAUAAUAAGCUUACCCAGUGCUACUGCAAACGAUGUCGGUGGUAGUGUCACACUUGUCAGUACCCAGCCAAAUCCUACAAACCCGUUUCCACUAGGGACAACCAAUGUGUCGUAUACUUUCCGUGAUCAGUUUGGAAAUCGGGCAUCUUGUUCGUUUGAUGUCGUUGUAUCCACUGGAACCACAGAAACUGGUGUUACUGUCACCUCUGUCACAGAGAAUUCCAUCUCAGUGUCCUGGCCUCAGGUUCCGGGAAAUUUGAUUUAUCAGAUCUUGUACAGCGACUCCGAUAGGACCCAGAUAAACAUUACGAUGACAGAAAGCAUAACACUGACAGACCUUCUCGAGGGCACAUCGUACAACAUCACCGUAUUAGGUUUCGACAGUUCAGGAAGAGUGGAUGUUGGUUCCGUUAUUGCGACCACAGCUAUGAUGACAAGUCUUACAGCAUGUAGCAGCGGACCUUGUAAAAACCUUGGGACAUGUGUCAAUGUUCAACAAAAUAGUUAUGCAUGCAUUUGUCAAGAAGGCUACGUUGGAGACCAAUGUGAAUUAUUGGCGAUAGUAGGCACACCUUUUUUCGUGUCCGAUCGGGGGACAGACUUCGCAACGGUGACUUGGGAGGAUGAUCCUUCGCAGACUAUUGUGUCGUACAUCCUUACUCUAUUUGAUGCUUCUGGAACGGUAGAAGUGGUCCAGCAGCAGCUGGUUGCUCCUGAACCAACACUAACCUCUCAAUUCACGGGACUUCAGCCGGCGACGAAGUAUACCCUCGACGUUGAUGUCAUAGUCGGUUCGGUCAGAAACCAGUUCGUGUCAGGAACAUUUUACACUCGACCGAAGCCGCCGGAGAACAUCAUCCUCUACACGUUAAGCGAUGAAGCCUCUAUUAUUCGGUGGAAUGCUCCAUCUCCUCCUGACAAUAACUUCGAUGGCUAUCUGGCAGCUUAUCAGGACAUUUCAUCUGGCUUUAUCAGUGCAGUCCCUUUGGCUUCUGCAGUCAGAAGUCAUGUCUUUGACGGCCUCCAGAUUGGUGUGGCAUACGAUUUCACAGUACUUACGACCGUCGGUCAAAAUACAGCAAGUUCAUUUACGACAUUCCCUACUAUUACACUUGGAUCGCCGGCCAAUGUCAGUAUUAGGGCCGUAACGGCAGAGCACGUAGAGGUCGCCUGGACUGUUCCACAAGUUUAUGCACAGUCUUACGUGGUCCAUCUCUUCAACGAAGGUGGUACAGAGGAACACUCCAGGACAGUCGGUGCUGAAAAUACAUCCGUGGUUUUCCAAAACCUGACGCCCAAUACCCUGUACCUGGCUGUAGUCGAGACAGUCUCUGCGUCAUCCAAACUGUCUUACGUGUCCGGUUGGGACCUAGCAAGAACAAAUAUCCUAACUGCUUCGACUUUGACCGUGGCUGAAAUAGGUUCUACUUCAGCGACCCUUUCAUGGAUACCUAUCCCUUCAGCUACCGGUUAUGUGGUAUCUUACAUUAGUCAAGACCUAUCGGACACAGGGGUUGUCGAACUACCAUCGCCAUCGACCACAGCUACUGUGUCCGGCCUUCGACCAGAAACAAUUUAUACCUUUUCUGUGGUUGCAACCACUACCCCACCGACGGGUGUUGGUACCACCGUUGGUGUCACAAACGUUUUGACGGAAGUGGUCGUUGAUGCUGUAACUUUCAACACCAUCUCGCUUUCUUGGACCAAUAUCCCCGAUGGCAACUUUUAUCAAAUUGAUUAUCGAAACCUGGAUGGGGUUGUUAGACAGGCCGCAUCUCUUACAAACACUACAACCAUCAAUGGCCUGACCCCGUCUACAGCCUAUAACAUUACGGUCGAAUCUUUUUCAUUUGGCACCAUUCGACAAGUUGUUGGAUCUGUAUUAGUUUCCACGGAAAUGGCAUCAACGGCUGAAAUUGUGAACAUCACUGUCGAUACAGCCGUCCUGACGUGGGACCCACUCCCAGGAGCUCUGGUUUACAUUGUCACCAUUAACGAUGGGAUCAGUUCCAAUGUCGAGCAGACGUUUGCCUCUCCGAUCACGAUAACAGGCCUUACGCAUAAUACCAUGUACGAGUUCUCAGUUGUCGGUUACGGGCCGAUGGGUGAGGUAAACCUAGGAUCUAUAUCGGGAAGUACAGCCUUUGAUAACUGUGCAUCAUCCCCUUGUCAAAACGGAGGAGAGUGUGUCAAUGUUUUGACGAGUUUCACCUGCCAAUGUGGGCUUGGAUACUUUGGUACCUUGUGUGAAAUUGCUAUCCAAUGCCCUGUUCCUCCAAUGUCGAACAGGCUCAACUCCUUUGACGGAUCUUGUAUUGGACCAGGUCUAAUUGACAAUGGUUAUAGUUGUACAUACCGAUGUGAUCUUGGUUUCCUCAUCAGGGGCGAACCGACAAUAGCCUGUCAACUUAACGGAACACUUGAUGGAACGUUCCCAUCAUGUGAAGACGUGGAUGAAUGCAGGAACGGUUUAAUGUGCGUGGAUCCCAACAGCUUCUGUCUCAACAAUAUCGGUUCCUUCAUGUGCAGCUGUAAUGGGGGGUUUCAACUCAUGCCUGAUGGCACUUGUCAAGAGUCUGCGACUAUUUCCUGCACGCCGGAUCCCUGUGCGAACGGAGGUACUUGUGUGGCCGGGUUCAACCGUGUGACGUGUCUAUGCGGACCAGGUUUCACAGGGCCAGCCUGUGAACAGAGUUUAUUUUGUGCUGGGGUACAGUGCGGAUCUUCUCAGGUUUGUGUGAAUGAACAGUGCACCUGUCUAGAAGGUUUUAUCCUUCAGGGAGGAUUGUGCCAAAGUCCUUGUUCUCCACAAUGUGAUAUCGAAACCGAGAUCUGUGUAUCAACAACAGGUGGAGGAUUUCAGUGUGACUGCAGACCAGAUCGAGAGAGGAGUUUCUGGACAGGUCUUUGUGUGCCAAGAAGUCGAACUUAUUCCUCGGUGUUCACUAUCGAUGAGCUGGGUGGCUCUCCGGUGGAUUUUAACCCAUCCUUUGCUGAUCCUACCAGCCUCGCUUUUCAGGAAGGUUCAGAUGCCGUCACGGGUCUUUUACCUCUAGCCUUUGAGGCUUCUGGAAUGCCUGGUGUCAUCGGCAUAGAAGUGGAUGGGUUCUUCCUAGGCAGUCUGAUGUGCGAGAUAACUGUUUACGUGGGGAAAGAAUUCGACGGUACUGAGAUUGAUCUGAAGAACGUUCUAAUGCCCAAUGAAUCUUCAACUCGCUUCUCUGAUGGUUCACACGAAUUAUUAAUUCGACGAGACUCUGUCACUGUUCAUGAAAUUAUCCACAUCGAUCCAUGCAGCACGCCAGAGUUAAAUGACUGUUCCAUGAAUGCAGUGUGUAUGUCUGAAGAUGAGAGGGAUUAUAUCUGCUUGUGUAUGGAAGGCUAUAAGGACAUGUUUCCGGAAUCACUACCUGGACGCUACUGCAUGGAAGAUAAAACAUCAACGACACCAUCAGGAAUAAACAAGGAACCAGGAACUGGUUUCGAUAAGACGAAUAUUUUUAUCGGUAUAGUUUCAAGCGUUGCCAUCAUAAUCCUACUCGUCUUGAUCGUGUUUGGCUUCAACCUUAUUCGCAUUCACCGUGAAGAAUACAAGGUGAAGAAACGAACUGCUGCACAGGAGAAGGCCAUUGAAGUCAAAACUCCUGAGGACUUUAUCCAGUCAUCAGUCCCCGACGUCUUCUUCAAGAAACCUAACUUGGACGAUCACACCUACAUCAAUCCUAACCAACAACUAGAUGAGGAGCACCCGUCUGCCUUUAGCAUGGAUGCAAAGAACCACGCUACGACCAUGGAUGAGCUUAAGGAGUAGUCAAAGGCGGAUCGUCACGAAAUUGUCAACUUUUUGUGUGAAACACUUCGGCAGCUUCACACACUGAAAUAUGUACAUAGGUGUCUAUAUCGACUAUUGUAUACGGAGAACACAUAGCAAACAUGCAUUUUUAAAGAAUGGUUCAUGAUUUAAGUCAGAUUACACGUACAUCUCAUUAUCAGCAUGGACAUCAUACAGAGAGCAAUUCGUGUCCUGUUCUCUUCAUCUCCAAAUCGUUGUAGAAGUUUUUUUUUUCUCUGGACUUAACUCCAUGUGCACAUCAGGAAAUAUCUACACCCCAAAUAUCACAGUAGCGGUGAUAUCUUGCACGCCUCAUGAAAACUCGAAAAUAUGCACCUUGUUUGUUUUUUGCACCCUAUACUAGUAUUUUGCAGGCUUGUUACGAUCGUCUGCGUUCGCGGAGCGGGGACGGCCGCACCCUUUCGAGAAAACCGGGGUAGCUUUUCACGAAAGGCUGUGAACCAGUCGUUUCUAUGAAAAUUAUUCAUCAAAUAAUAACAACAAUAUAAUACUAAUAGA
Messenger RNA from Lytechinus pictus (painted urchin), 5610 nucleotides. Its product is annotated as hyalin-like. The transcript is spliced from 26 exons. Gene Ontology annotation, molecular function: calcium ion binding; protein binding. Lineage: Eukaryota; Metazoa; Echinodermata; Echinoidea; Temnopleuroida; Toxopneustidae. The record is from RefSeq and is a predicted model, not a curated record. Bases 1 to 5070 code for a protein of 1689 amino acids.